Galeopterus variegatus (Sunda flying lemur) is the source of this 4215-nucleotide messenger RNA. It is a transcript of the gene AKNA, whose product is annotated as AT-hook transcription factor. Gene Ontology annotation, cellular component: centrosome. Gene Ontology annotation, biological process: neuroblast division in subventricular zone; neuroblast delamination; epithelial to mesenchymal transition. The record is from RefSeq and is a predicted model, not a curated record. NCBI's taxonomy places the organism in Eukaryota, Metazoa, Chordata, Mammalia, Dermoptera, Cynocephalidae. The annotation marks the transcript as partial. The transcript is spliced from 23 exons.
AUGGCCAGCUCAGGGACUGACGUCCACUGGGCUGAACCCAGCCUGGGGAAGGGGCCCCCGCGACGGCGCUGGGCCUGGGCCAAGGGGAAGGAUACGGCUGGAAGUGGCACAUAUGGCUGGGGGGCAGAGGGGCCCUUUCCGGAUGCCACCAGCCCCAAGCUCCUGGAGGACUUCCGCCUGGCCCAGCAGCACCUUCCGCCCCUGGAGUGGGACCCAGACCCACAGCCUGGUGGGCAUCAGGACUCUGAGUCAGGAGAGUCUUCUGGAGAAGAGACUGAAGCAGAGGAUGUGGACAGCCCAGAAAGUUCCACCUUGCCUCUCAACUGGCUCCCCCAGCAGGAUCAUCAAUCUGACAUGACUGAAGAGGAGCCAGAUGAGGCCCUUGGAAGUCCUGAGGCUGAGGAAGCUGGAGAAAGCUUCUCAAGGCUGGCGUAUGAGGCUGGUCUCAGCUCAGAGGGCAAUGGAAACACCAGCUCCUCAGCUCUGGGACAGGGUCAGAGCAGAGGCUGGGCAAAGUCUGACAAACGAGCCAGUGGAAACAAUCUUUCAGAACAUUCUGGGGUCAAACCAUCUGUAGAUCUCAGCCCACCAAGGUCCUGGAGCAGUGGGACUGUGAGCCUCAGCCACCCUAGUGACAGCCUUGAUUCUAACUGGGAAGGAGAGACUGAUGUCCCCCAGCCCACUGCCCUAGCAGAAACCUUGCCACAGAGCCCCAGCCACCACCUCCUAAACCCAGAGGACAGAAUGGGAGGCUGCGUUGCUCGGGCAACACCCACGGAAUUCCAGGACUCUUCAGUACCCCCAGCCCAGAGCCCCCAGUGUGCUGCAGACAGAUGGAGGAGAGAAACAAUCAGCCUCACCUGCUCUCAGCCCAAGGACCAAACCUGGAAGCGGAUGAAGAUAUCACCUAAGCCACUCCCUUCCCGAUUCACUGGCUCCAUCGGCCCCCUGGAUCCUCGGCCUAGGCCACCCUGGCAGGACAGGUCACUACCCAGACAGGGAGCCACCCUGGCUGGACACUCCUCUUCUGAUGCCCCCAAGUAUGGCCGGGGGCAGCUGAACUACCCGCUUCCUGAUUUCUCCAAGGUGGGACCCCGGGUGAGGUUCCCCAAAGACGAGAGCUACCGCCCCCCCAAGUCCAGGAGCCACAACAGGCAGCCUCAGGACCCUUCCAAGCCUGUGAUCUUCAAGUCACCGGCUGAGAUUGUGCGGGAGGUGCUGUUGAGCAGUGGAGAAGCAUCCCUGGUAAAGGACCCACCUCCUGCCCACCCUGUCACCAGGGUACCCCAAGAGUUUCAGACGCCCAAACAAGCCACAGAGCUGGUUCAUCAGCUCCAGGAGGACUACCACAAGCUCCUCACCAAGUAUGCAGAGGCCGAGAACACCAUCGACCAGCUGCGCCUCGGGGCCAAGGUGAACCUGUACUCUGACCUGCCCCAGCCCAACCACAGCAUCCACACAGGGAUAGUGCCCCAGGGGACCAAGGUCUUGUCCUUCACCAUCCCAAAGCCCCACUCAGUGGAAUGGAAGCCAGGCCCCACCAAGGAUCCCCAGGCCUCUGAGGCUUCAGGGUGGCUGCUGGCCCAAGGAGACCUGAGCCCCUCCUCGCCCACGAGCACGCCCACCCCAGCAUGUCUUCUGGAGAACCACGGCAUCGCCAAGGACCAGCCCUCAGCAGAGCAGACCCAGGCGCUGGCUUCUCAGGCCAGCCGAUUCCUGACCAGGGUGGAGUCCUUUGAAAGACUGAUGCAGGUGGGACGUCUGACACCCCGGGACCAACUCAAGGGUUUGCAGUGGCUAAAGGCUGCCCAUGUGGCCCUAGAGGAGGAGUACCUGAAGGUCUGCCGGGAGCAGCACCUUGCCCAGCAGCUUGCCGGCUCCAAGGGGACGCCUGGGAAAUUUGAUCCUGGCAGGGAGCUAGAAGCAGAAAUAUACCGUCUUGGAAUUCGCCUGGAAGAGCUGAAGGACCACGUGACCCAGACCCAGCAAGAGCCUGAGCCAUCCAGGUCAGACUCAGCUGUGGACAGUGCCCCAGCCAUGCCUGCCCCCCACCAGCCAAAGUGCCUGCCUGCUCCUUCAGGACAAGCCCCCACGCCAGCCAUCCAGACCCCCUACCCUGAGCCCAGCACUGCCGGUGCUGUCCCCUGCCCAUUGCCCAUGACCAUGGAGGUGAGCUCUGGCAGCAGUGAGGUGGAGGACAGGCCACAGAACCACCCGGCCCCUCUCAGGCACAAGGAACUGCAGGUGGAGCGAGAUUUCCACGGCCUCCUGGAGCGUUAUCUCAGCGCAACAUCCCUCCCAGAAGCCAUGAGCAUGGAGGAGGAGGAGGGCCACACCCUGGAAGUUGAUGGGCUAGCUCCAGCUCCAGGGAAAGCAGAGGCCACCAGUGUUCCCCCAAGGCAGCACCCAGCACAGGCUCAAAGAAGUCGUGGGGCCUCCUUCGAGGAGGCUGAGGAGCAGAUGGUGUCCCUGAAGCCACCAGGUUUCCAGACACCUGCAGCCAGAGACGGGCACAUGCCAGGCCUGGACAAGGCCGAUGCCGCUCCUCAAGGCCCUGGCAUGCCACCACAGUCUCCAGGCACCAAGUCCAUGGCAUCCCACCAGAGCAGUACAACCAGCCUGGAGGGCAGUGGCAUCUCUGAGCGCCUUCCACAGAAGUCUUUGUGCCAAGCUGGCGGGCCCCACCUGGAGGAGCCCUGGAUAGCAUCUCCAGAGACAGACAGUGGCUUUGUGGGCUCAGAAACCAGCAGAGUGUCACCCGUCACCCAGACCCCAGAGCACCGGCUCUCCCACAAUAGCAGCCCGGGAACAGUAGCCCAGCCCUUCCCUGCAUCUGUGCCCUGCGAUGGAGCCUCCCACCCCAAGGCCAGGUGCUCUCUCGUGCCCAGAAGAGCCGCUGUGCCCAGCAUACCCAGGAGUCGGAUCCAGAGAUACCUGUCCAGCUCAAGCAGUGCUCUUUGGCAGAGGGCACCCAGCUGCCACCCAGAGCGGGCAUUGGUGGCCGAGAUGGUGGUCUCCAGCUCAGAAUCGGAGGGGCUACAGCGGAUUUCUGAACAGCUCCUCCCCAGCAGGACAACCAGCCCACCCCCCACCCUGGCCCCUGCAGCUGCUCCUCUGCCCCACAAGCCAACAGAGACCAACCCGGGCCUCCUCCUCACCAGAACAGGGCGAGACCAGGCCAUCCGCGAGCUGCAGGAAGAGGUGUCCCGGCUCCGUGUGCGGCUAGAGGACAGCCUGCACCAGCCACACCAGGGCAGCCCAACUCGCCCAGCGUCUGCCUUUGACCGCCCUGCCCGGACUCGGGACCGGCCAGCGGAUUCCUCAGCUACCUGGGGCUACCACUAUGGCAGUAAAUCCACAGAGAGAUUUUCCUGUGAUUCUGGAGGUGGAGAGAGAGCUGUCCGUGCAGGAAGGCGGCAGGCCAGGUCCUCCUCGGUGCCUCGUGAGGUGCCCCGACGGUCCCUGAGUUCAGAAUCUGAGUCGCCUUCCCCCCGGCUGUUCUCUGUGAAGAGCAGGACCACCGAGGACAGUCCCCAGGCAGCUCGGGACAGAAUGAGAGGGAUGGGCAGUGCUGGAAGGCCAGACAGGGUCACCUUCCGGGGCCAGUACACAGGCCAGGAGUACCAGGUUCUGUCCCCCAAGGCUGUGCUGAGAGGCAGUGACACAGUUUCCUGUCCCCACUGCCGGCCCAUUAUGGCCCAGGAUACAGGUAGUGCUGCCACCAGUGACCCCCUGGGACCGUCUCAACCUGACACCCUCCAGUGUCCCCUGUGUGGUCAAGUUGGGUUCACCUCAGAGGGAGAUGCCCCAGGCUCAGCCACCUCUGGGGCAGAAAAGACUGCCACAAGGAGAAAAGCACCUUCAACUUCCAGCCCCAAGCAGAGGAAGAAGCAGGUGGGGUCUCCACCGCGGCUGCCCCCUGGACUGUGGUAUCUGGCGGCUGCGCCCCCAGCACCAGCCCCUGCGGCCCUUGCCUACAUAUCCUCGGUACCCGUCAUGCCUUAUCCGCCGGCCACUGCGUACUAUGCACCCCCAGGACCUACCUCAGCCCAAUCAUCCACCGAGUGGCCCCCCACAGCCUCCUCCCGGCCACCUCCAGCCCGGGGACACCGGCACUCCAUGCAGCUCGACCUGGACGACCUGGAGGAGCUUCACAAGGCCCUGCGCCAAGCCGUGCAGGCUGCCAAGAGCAUCCGCUGUGCCACCAAGCAGAUG